CAUGCGCGGUAUCCGAUGCACUCCACAGUCCCCCUCACAAGCCACAGUCCACAUGCUCUCUGUGCUUCCAUCUUUGACCUCCCGCUAAUCACAACCACCGCCAUUAACCACAGCCUAAAGCAGGCGGUUGCUCCCCCCGCUUAAACCCUCGAAAGAUUGGAUUGCACUAUUUGCAGGGACUGGCUGGAUUCCAGCAUCCAGCUCCCGCACGGCCACACCGACGAGGCGAACGGGCCAGAGUCGGCGAUCGGCGUGUCUCCACUCUACAGGCGACGACGAAACCAGCAGCCUCAGCGCCGACCACUCCGGGAGCGGGGCCUCACACCCUCAGGAUCAACGGGAGAUGCCGGUCGCCGCCGCCUCACCCUCGCACUCGUGAACUGGCUUCCUCUGCGACGAGCCGGGGCGGGCUCGGAUUCGGCGGAUCUUGUGGGUGCGUGGCGUCGGGCUGGUCCGGUGCUAGAUUGAUCCCGCAUUCGAGCUGCGGCAAGCGUCUGGGUAGUCGCUUCUCCCGAGGGAAAGGAAAACAAAGUUGCUUGGCCGACUUUGGGAUCAAGGAUCGGCGAAAAGAAAGAGAAAGGAGGGAUCUUUUUGGGAGGUUCUGUUUGAGCUUUCAGGGUUUAUAUCGUAGCCUUGGGCAACUCCGUGCUGAUGGAUUUCUUCAAGAUUAAGAAGUUCAGGAAGGGGAAUAAGAGCGCCCGGGGCGGGGGAGAGGUAAUAGAAUCCGACGACGACGCCAGCGCUGGGAAUGUGACCCCUCGGGGCCUGGUGGAGCAGAAGCCUGGCAUCGGGGAGGGGAACAAUGCCGAGGUGGCGGUGGAUGGUGGAGGCGCGGGCAAUGGGGUGGUUGAAGAAGAGGAGGACGACGACGAUGAUUUCAUCACGAAUGAGGUGAAGCGGAGGCUCAAGGAGCUCAGGAAGAACAGCUUCAUGGUGCUCAUCCCCGAGGACGAGUGCGCCGAGGUCGAGGAGGAUGGCGACGAGGAGGAAGGGGGCAGCCCCACGGAGUGGCUGGAGUCGGGUGUCGGUGACGGCUUCCCGCUGUGUGGGUUGGAUUCACUGUAUGAUAAGUACUGCGAGAGUAUGCUGGUGUUUCAUAAGAUGAUCGCACAGCUCAUGAAGGAUCCAGAGUCACUGAACAUGUCCAAAAAGUCUCCAAGAUCAGCAUCAAAAUUGGCGUCUACCCUGCGCAACCUCUCAUUCAAAAGAAAAGAUGAGCUCCCGGAGGAUUGUGAACAACUUCAACAACAGCAAAGCGGAUAUGAUCCUUACCAGACACUUGAGACUGCAUAUGUUGCUCAUAUUGCAUUAAGCUGGGAGGCUCUGCAUUGCACCUAUGUGCACCUGAGCCUUAUCGUUGCAGCACAACCUGAUAAUCCUACAACCUAUAAUUCUGCUGCUCAAGCAUUCCAGCAAUUCCAGGUCCUGCUGCAGAGAUUCAUUGAAAAUGAGCCAUUUGAGCAUGGUACCCGUGUUGAGAUAUAUGCACGGUCUCGGAGCUUGUUGUCAAAGUUGCUUCAGGUCCCCACUUUUCAAGUCGUAGAUAGGAAAGACAACACCGACGAUCAGAUGGAGCCAGCGAUUUCGGCGCACGACCUCAUCAAACUGUUAGAGGAAUCUAUCCUAACUUUCCGCCUUUUCCUGAAGAAGGACAAGAGAAAGGGUGGUGUCCUUAUGAGUGCUCAUGGCCACACUGGAAGCUCGAUCCAACAGGUGCAGUCUUCGCUCGAUAAGAAAGAGGCGAAGGUGAAGGAGCUGCUGAAGAAGAGGAAAGGGUGGAAGAGCAAGACCUGGCCAGGCACAGUGGAGGAGGUGCAGCUGCUGCUCGCCCUGAUCGAUGUCAAGGUCGUGUCGCGGGUGCUCCGGGUGGGGAAGCUGAGCAGGGAGCAGCUGCUGUGGUGCGAGGAGAAGCUGAGCAAGGUGGGCCUCACGGAGAACCGGCUGCGCCGCGACGGGUCCCCGAUCCUCUUCCCCUGUUGACCGACGCAGCAUGUCAUGCCGCGCCAGAGAUCUCCCUUGCCAUUCACUUCGUUUACCUUCUGAGAUAUGUACAUGCCUUCAGGUUGAAUUGAGGAUGCACAUACCAAACCAAAGUAGGGCUUACACAUGUGUUGCUGCACGCUGAUCACUGAGUUUAGUUUAUACAGUGCAGCAUGGGGCAACAUGCUUCGUUUCACUUCACCGGAAGCAUAUGGUUUCUUAAACCCUCGUGUAAUCUGUGUUGAACAAGGAGGAUGCAGUGCAGCACAUGCAGUAUGCAGAGGCUGCCGUGCUGCGUUGGUUGGUUGGUUGGUUGCACCGAACUUUUUUUUUGUUCU
Zea mays is the source of this 2318-nucleotide messenger RNA. RefSeq lists its product as uncharacterized. The transcript has 5 exons. The record is from RefSeq and is a predicted model, not a curated record. Lineage: Eukaryota; Viridiplantae; Streptophyta; Magnoliopsida; Poales; Poaceae. The coding region runs from base 652 to 1980 and encodes 442 amino acids.